AUGUGGAGGCUAAAGAUCGCUGAGGGCAGUGGGCCAUGGCUGCAGUCCAGCAAUGGCUUCCUCGGCAGGCAGGUUUGGGAGUUCGACCCCAACGCCGGUACGCCCGAGGAGCGCGCCGAGGUUGAGAGGCUGCGCGAGGACUUCACCAAGCACCGCUUGGAGAAGCGGGAGUCACGGGACCUCCUCUUGCGGUUGCAGUACGGAAAACUAAACCAAUUUCAAGCAAAUGCUCCGACAAUGAAGAUUGAAAACAGCAGUGACGUCACGGAAGAACUUAUCUCAGCGUCGUUGAGGAGGGCACUAAAUCAAUAUUCGUCUCUACAAGCACAUGAUGGGCAUUGGCCUAGUGAUUACAGUGGGAUUUUGUUUAUUAUGCCUAUAUUGAUACUCUCGUUGCAUGUUACUGGAGCACUUAACAUCGUCAUAUCCUCAGAGCACCGACGUGAGAUAUGCCGCUAUAUUUACAACCAUCAGAACGAGGACGGUGGUUGGGGAAAACAAAUUCUGGGACCAAGCACCAUGUUUGGUUCAUGCUUAAAUUAUGCAACCUUAAGAAUUCUCGGCGAGGUGCCAGAUGCUAGCAACGUUGCAUUAGCUGAGGGGCGCAAAUGGAUACUAUCACAUGGAAGUGCCACUGCAAUACCACAGUGGGGAAAGAUAUGGCUCUCGAUAAUUGGCAUCUAUGAUUGGUCCGGAAACAAUCCAAUUAUUCCGGAGUUGUGGUUGGUUCCUCAUUAUCUUCCGAUUCAUCCAGGUCGAUUUUGGUGCUUCACCCGGUUGGUAUACAUGCCAAUGGCAUAUCUUUAUGGAAAGAAAUUUGUGGGGCCGAUUACCCCAACUAUACUCGCAUUGCGGGAGGAACUAUAUAACACAACAUAUGAUGAGGUCAACUGGAAACAUGCACGAAGUUCUUGUGCCCAGGAAGACCUACACUAUCCCGGCUCAAAGGCGCAAAGUUUUCUUUAUAGUUGUCUUAACAAGUUUGUGGAGCCCACGUUAAAUAUCUGGCCAGUCAGCAAGCUGAGAGAAAGGGCUUUAAGUAGCCUCAUGGAAUAUAUUCAUUUUAACGACGAAACAACAAAAUACAUUGGAAUUUGCCCUAUUGAUAAGGCAUUGAAUAUGAUCUGUUGUUGGGUUGAAAAUCCAAAUUCAGAUGAGUUCAAACAACAUCUUCCAAGGUUUUAUGAUUACUUCUGGCUUUCUGAAGAUGGCAUGAAGGCACAGGUAUAUGAAGGCUGCCAAAGCUGGGAGACAGCAUUCAUAAUUCAAGCGUACUGCUCAACUGAUCUUACUAAUGAAUUUGGCCCAUGUAUAAAAAAGGCUCAUGAGUUUCUAAAAAAUUCACAGGUUCUUCAAGAGCAUCCAAGUUAUGAAAAGUACUAUCGCCAUAGAUCAAAAGGUUCGUGGACUCUUUCAACAGCCGACAAUGGGUGGUCUGUAUCUGAUUGUACGGCAGAAGCAAUUAAGGCAUUGCUGUCGUUAUCCAAGAUUUCUCCGGACCUUGUUGGACAACCAAUCAAACAAGAAAGGUUGUAUGAAGCCAUUGACUGCGUUCUUUCUUUCAUGAACAAAGACGGUAGCUUUUCUACAUAUGAACGUGCGAGAACAUCCUCUUGGUUAGAAGUUCUCAAUCCUUCUGAGAGUUUCCGCAACAUUGUAGUCGAUUAUCCAUCUGUAGAAUGCACAUCUUCGGUGAUUGAUGCUCUCAUGAUGUUUAGAGACCAACACCCACUCUACCGCAACAAUGAGAUCGAGGGAUGUGUACAAAAGGCAGCUCUUUUUAUUGAGAGCAAACAACAGAAGGACGGUUCAUGGUACGGUACUUGGGGUAUCUGUUUCACUUAUGGGACAAUGUUUGGUAUAAAGGGUCUAACAAUAGCUGGAAGAACUUAUGACACUAGUUCUUCUAUCAGAAGAGCAUGCAAAUUUCUGUUGUCAAAUCAGCAGCCCACUGGUGGAUGGGGAGAGAGCUAUAUUUCUAGCGAAAAUGAGGAGUAUGUUGACAGCGGUAGACCUCAUGCUGUGAAUACCGCUUGGUCCAUGUUAGCUUUAAUAUAUUCUGGGCAGGUUGAACGGGAUCCAAUACCAUUGCAUCGUGCGGCAAAACUAUUGAUCAACAUGCAACAAGACACAGGUGAUUUCCCUCAACAGGAACACAUUGGAUGCUUCAACUCUUCAUUGUACUAUAAUUAUGCCAACUACCACAACAUAUUCCCCAUAUGGGCUCUCGGAGAGUUCCGUCGCCGACUUAUUCUCACCAAGAAGUAA
Messenger RNA from Lolium rigidum, 2268 nucleotides. Its product is annotated as achilleol B synthase-like. The transcript is spliced from 18 exons. NCBI's taxonomy places the organism in Eukaryota, Viridiplantae, Streptophyta, Magnoliopsida, Poales, Poaceae. The record is from RefSeq and is a predicted model, not a curated record. Gene Ontology annotation, cellular component: lipid droplet. Gene Ontology annotation, biological process: triterpenoid biosynthetic process. The coding region runs from base 1 to 2268 and encodes 755 amino acids. Gene Ontology annotation, molecular function: intramolecular transferase activity.